CUUCCCCCAAUAACAAUGAGAACAAAGUUGUUUUUCCUAUUGAUAUUGCUUUCCCAAGUUGCAUCUUGUCUAUCAGAACUAUGUCACCCACAAGACAAAACAACCCUUCUCCAAAUAAAAAAAGAACUCAACAAUCCAACCAUUCUUUCCUCAUGGAAACCAAAUACUGAUUGCUGCAAAAUGAGCUGGUACGGCGUCACUUGUUUUCGCUCUAACAAUCAUGUCCGCGAUUUAACUAUUUCACACGACAACAACCUUACUUCUAAAUUUCCAUUAUCCAUCGGUAACUUACCUUAUUUAGAGUCUAUAUAUUUCGAUAAUUUACCAAACCUCAUAGGUCCAAUUCCUAUUGACUCCAUAUCCAAGCUUCUCAACCUCAAAUCCCUUACAAUAACCUCAACCGGAAUGUCAGGCCCAAUACCUAACUUCCCACCCCAUCUGAAAAACCUCUUUAACUUGGAUCUCUCAUCAAACCAUUUCUCAGGAACACUCCCGCGUUACAUCUACAAAUUACCAAAACUAGAAAUGAUAUACUUUUACAACAACUCAUUAACGGGUACAAUCCCUUCUUCGUACGGUUACUUCAAUAACAAAAACCUACCCUCUUUACUUCUCUCUCAUAACCACCUUUCGGGAAAACUCCCACUUUCAUUAGCAAGACUUAACACUACUGUUAUUGAAUUAUCGUAUAAUAACUUCGAAGGUGAUGCAUCCAUGCUUUUUGGUUCUAAUAAAGCAACAAGGGAGAUAUAUCUUACACAAAACAUGUUUACGCUUGAUUUUGGAAAAGUUGAGUUGUCUAAGACCAUGACAACGUUGGAUGUGAGCCAUAAUCAAAUCUAUGGAAAGCUUCCUAUGGGAAUAGAAAAUAUAUCGUGGUUGAAUGUGAGCUAUAAUAGGUUAUGUGGUAAGAUUCCAAAAGGUGGCAAUAUGAAUAAGUUUGGUGUGGGUUCGUUUUUACAUAAUAAGUGUCUUUGUGGGUGUCCUCUUCCAAAAUGCAAGUGAUUAUUGUUGGGGUAUUCUAUUUCUAUCCUAUAAAUGGAGUAUUAAUUUCUAGUGUGUUUACAUAAUUACUUCCAAUAGUUUUAUGAUGUAUUUGUUUUGCAAGUGAUGUAUGAUUUUAAUCACCAUGAAGUGACACUACUUAAGAAUAAUCAAUAUGGCCAAUGAAUAGGAGUGACUUGUAUUUCUUUUUAUUAUGAGUUUGGUUUUUUUUUUCAAGUUAGUGUGAAAGAUUUCCAAGAGCAAGUCUAAAACAUUUUACAUUAUUCGCUUUUUGGA
Lathyrus oleraceus (garden pea) is the source of this 1281-nucleotide messenger RNA. Its product is annotated as polygalacturonase inhibitor 1. Bases 16 to 1005 code for a protein of 329 amino acids. Gene Ontology annotation, molecular function: protein binding. The record is from RefSeq and is a predicted model, not a curated record. The transcript has a single exon. Lineage: Eukaryota; Viridiplantae; Streptophyta; Magnoliopsida; Fabales; Fabaceae.